Messenger RNA from Paramecium octaurelia, 666 nucleotides. The record is from the annotation of a GenBank genome assembly. Lineage: Eukaryota; Ciliophora; Oligohymenophorea; Peniculida; Parameciidae.
AUGCAUGAAUUUCAGCAAGCCUAAUUUCUUAUGAAUACCAAACCAUUCUCAUAAGCACAUAAUUUACAUCUGAGAUAAAUUCAGAUACUCAAACCACAUGACCAUUUGGCAAAAGAUUUAUUAUGUAUGUCAUGUUAUGCUCUAUUACUAGAUUGUAUCAAAAUGGUGUAAAAAUCGGACCAAAAUUACAAAAUGAUAUUUUUUAUAUAAUUGGACCCUCUUGGAAAUAUAUUAUAAUAUUUGCAAACGAUCUUUAUUACAAUAUAACUAUUAAAUUAGAUUUAUUUGCUCAAUAUGAGACUUAAUUUAUAGGAAAUGUGUUGUCAUAUGAAUUCAAAAGUGUUAAAGCUAUCUUGUGUGAUAAAUAAAACUAAGUAUAACUAUGCUCUAUUGAGUUCACCUUAUACUAAAGAGGAGUUAAUAUCAAUAAUUGAAUACUCAGAAGUCAAUUUGAUAAAGGAUUGUUUAUAAAGAUGGAGAAUAAUCAUUUCUCGAUUACACCAUUUUGAAAUUGACUGGCUUCUGGCAAGGCCACAAUCCCGUAUCAUUUAAAGGCAAUUAUGGAAUACCGCACUUUAGACUUACUAUAUAGAAAUUUACAGGAAAAAAGUACAAAAUAAUAAGUUCAUAAUUAUUGAUGAGUUUAGGAUGAUAAAAUAAAUCUGA